Molecule: messenger RNA, 2339 nt
Organism: Rhagoletis zephyria (snowberry fruit fly)
Lineage: Eukaryota; Metazoa; Arthropoda; Insecta; Diptera; Tephritidae
Gene: Rab3-GAP
Product: Rab3 GTPase activating protein
Source: RefSeq, a predicted model, not a curated record
CCCAAAGCGAUAUCGACGAAGGUGCUCAUUUCAGUGGAAGGGUGACGUUUCAAGAGCGGUGCCAGGAAGAUGGACACUUUGUUGACUUUUUAAGCAUUUUUCAAGUUGAUAUUGAGGAUAAAUUACCGCUCCUACGCGAAAAAAUCGAAAGCUUUGGCUAUAUAAGUGGGCGGCUUUUUAGGGAAUUUUUCGAAAGCGGUUUGUGCUUUGAAGAGUUAAAAUCGGCAGCGGUUAAAGCAAAAAUACCUGCUGAAGAUUUGAUGGUUUUGGCGCUACACUUUUGGAUGGAGAAGCCAUUCCGAUAUCAAAACUGUGACGAAGUUAUUGCUGAUAUGUCACGGCUGGCAGCUAUGAUAAAAGCGUUCUGCGAAUUAGCAGGCGAUCGUGUCAACGACUAUGCAUACAAUGCCAUCUCACAAUGGUGGCAGGAUGUGCGUGAAAUACUUUUGGAAAGUCCCAAAUCACUUGGCUUACUUGCGGCCAUUGUGUGUAAGUCAGUGGCAGCCAAACUUCGACGGGGCUUUAGAGAAGGCUCUUGCGACGAGGGUUCGCAGGCAGAGGAAGAAGAAAAGUGGGAACAAAUCUCACACGAUCAAGCACAAUGGGGUUUACUCAUCGGCAAAUUGGAAGAUAUUUCAAUAUUAGGCGCCACUGUAGAGCAUCCAAUACAAAGUACUGAACCCGUUAUGCCCGAACUGCCAUAUAAACCACCAGAUUGUAGUUUAAAAUUUAUUGUCAACGGGGGCAAAGGCAUUGUCACGGAUCUUACUGCCCAAUGGUUGAUCAACUCACGCAUACAUCCUUUGAAAAUUCUUGAAACCGAAGUAGUACUAGUAGACGAGAUUGGUGUGCAAGAGAAAAGUCAGACUCCAACUAAUACGAAUACAAUCGAAGACAAAGAGGAGUUAGCUAUUAAUGUAGGUGGGGGCGAUCAAUGCUUGUCAGACAAGAAGGUAGCAGUCGAGUCCACAGAUGAUCCAGUACUAAAAAAAUUGGCACUUCUGCGCGAACAUUUUCCAUUUAGUUUGGAAUCGGGUAUGCUGCUCAGUCUUAUGUCAUGGCAGUAUAUGGUACAUUGGAGUAAAAAUUUACCAUGCUUGCAAUAUAUGCGCGCUACACUCACAUGCAUGUCCCACUUCAAGCCGAUAGAUUAUGCGUUGAAGCAUGGCAUUUGUUGUAUGCUUUGGAAUGCCACCCUUAAGUAUCCACUGCAAUCGACUAUGAAACUAAUACAAAAGGCGGGUCGUUUGCCGAAGGAUAAAAUGUGCCAACAGGAUAUCGAAAUGUCUGCCGCUUUGGUGCCUGAAUUUCUCGAAUUAAGUUUACAAUUUUUAGAACAUUUCAGCAGUUCACUCGACCACAAUAGCCGUGAAUUGAAGUUCGAGGAGUCGCUGACGGAUGGUCAGCUGCCCCUGCAGUAUCUUGCGUUGCAACAGCAUAAUGCUAUUGAAGAGUUGUUACAAUUGCACUAUGAGUUAUGCGCUGUAUUACAUUUGAUAGCAGAAUUUCAAAUUAAAAUGCCUAAACCCAUUACAAAUGUAUUCGAUGCCUUGGCAAAUAAGGCUUUCUUCAGUGAUAUCAAUAAAGAGCUGGCUUUUGAGCUGCCAGAAGCGGAUUUGGUGUUGCAACAGCAACGUGAGCAUUUCUUAUGCAAAGUAAUUACUGCCUCAAUGGACUUAAUACGCGAAGACUUGGAGCAGUUGUACGUGCUAGAGCAUGAAGAGUGUAUGAAGAAGAUUAUGGCAUUGGCAGAAAGUUGGAAGUUGAAGAAAACGGCGCUUAUACGUCAACAAGCAGUGGAAAUGUACGCGCAUGGUUACGACGCUCACGGUGAGCCGCUGUUAAAAGAGUUGCGCGACGAUGAACAUAUUGCACGUUUGCUUCUGGAGGUAGCGGGCCGGCGCCUAAACUUGAUUGCGAAGGCAUCGCGCGAUGCCUACAUGAAAAUUGCGUCUGUGGGUCAUGUGCUUUUGCAUUUUCUCGAUAGACUGCGCGAUGCACCGAGUGGAUACGUUCAAAUAUCCGCUACUGACGCGGAUGAGAUUAAUAUCAUUGCAUUAAAAAAAUUAGUGGCACACUGUUUCCAUUUACUCUCGCAGAAAGAGCCAACCAAUUAUCUACAUAUUGCCGGCCAAAUGUUUGAUGCGUGUUCUUUAUUACAAGAGUAAGUUCGAGUGUAACAUUUACAUAUGAAAAUUAUGCACAAUUCUUUUUUUUUAACUAACUAUAUAGCUCAUAAGAAAUAUGCAUAAUGUUUAAUGACUUGUAAUGAGUUGAAAAUUUUUAUUAUAUAAAGUAAAUACAGAAUAUAGAUAAUAUGCUAUCAAAAUACAAAUGUA